UUAUCAAAACGAGUUCACUUGAAAAAUGUAUAAUAUUUCCAUCAGAAACCUGUUUCUCUAAUUGCAUUAAGAGUAGUUAAAAUUUCAAUUCUUCAGUUUCAGUUAUAGGUCUCGGUGUAUAAGUAAAAUGGCAGGCAUUGUUAAAGGUGUAGUAAUAGUUGGUGCAAAACGUACCGUUGUUGGCUCCUUUGGAGGCAGACUCAAGGAUCAAUCCGCAUGUGACUUACUAGUCACCUCAAACAAAGCAGCAAUGGUAGCAGCCAACGUGCAACCGGAAAUGAUCGAUACAGUGAAUGUGGGAAACGUUCUAACUUACUCGUCGGCCGACGGUAUCUUUUUGGCGCGACACGUUUCUAUUAAAUCCGGAAUACCCAUUGAGAAGCCAGCGCUUCAAGUUAAUCGUUUAUGUGGAUCUGGAUUUCAAGCGGUGAUCAAUGGAGUACAUGAUGUCUUGAACGGGUCUGCAAAGGUUUCAUUGACAGGUGGCACUGAAAAUAUGUCUCAAGCUCCAUUUAUAAUUCGGAACAUACGCUUUGGUACACAACUAGGGGUUAGUUAUCCAGCUGAAGAUUCGCUGUGGGUUGGAUUAACCGACACCUACUGUAAUCUAUCUAUGGCAAUGACUGCUGAAAAGCUAGGAUCGCAAUGUAACAUAAGUAAAGAGGACGCAAAUGAGUUCGCUUUAAGAUCACAAAUGAGUUGGAAAGCAGCAUACGAAAACGGAAGAUUUAAAGAAGAAUUGGUUCCCAUUGAGGUAAAAGGUAAAAAAGGGCCCGAGGUAAUUGCCAUUGAUGAACAUCCAAAACCGCAUACCACAAUGGAGGGAUUAAAAAAAUUGAAGGCUGUAUUUAAAGAGAAUGGUUUGGUUACGGCCGGAACAGCUUCGGGAAUCAACGACGGUGCAGGAACCAUAAUAGUAGCGAGUGAGAAGGCUGCAUCUGAAUACAACCUAAAACCUUUAGCAAGAAUUGUGGCAUACUCAACAGUCGGAGUUGAUCCCUCAAUUAUGGGGAUAGGACCGGUACCUGCAAUAGAAAAGGUUUUAAGUGUAUCUGGACUAACAAUGGAUCAAAUGGAUCUAAUUGAGAUUAACGAGGCCUUCGCCGCGCAGGCGCUGGCAUGCGCUCGUCUACUCAAAUUGGACAUGAAGAAGUUUAACGUGGACGGUGGAGGGGUCGCCUUAGGUCAUCCUUUAGCAGCGUCAGGCGCGAGAAUAACUGCUCAUCUGGUUUACGAGCUAAGGAGAAGAAAAUUGAGAUACGGAAUUGGUUCGGCGUGUAUCGGAGGUGGGCAGGGCAUUGCCUUGUUAAUUGAAGCACUGCAUUAGAUGCGUUCUAUCAUACCCGCUCUUUGAAAUGAUUUUGACAAAUGUUUACAACGAAUUUAUAAUAAAAAUCUAUACGAAAAA
This is a messenger RNA of Photinus pyralis (common eastern firefly), 1408 nucleotides long. RefSeq names its product 3-ketoacyl-CoA thiolase, mitochondrial-like. Bases 128 to 1327 code for a protein of 399 amino acids. Gene Ontology annotation, biological process: fatty acid beta-oxidation. NCBI's taxonomy places the organism in Eukaryota, Metazoa, Arthropoda, Insecta, Coleoptera, Lampyridae. Gene Ontology annotation, molecular function: acetyl-CoA C-acetyltransferase activity. The transcript is spliced from 8 exons. The record is from RefSeq and is a predicted model, not a curated record.